Messenger RNA from Necator americanus (New World hookworm), 6039 nucleotides. RefSeq lists its product as uncharacterized. The transcript has 49 exons. The coding region runs from base 1 to 6039 and encodes 2012 amino acids. The record is from RefSeq and is a predicted model, not a curated record. Gene Ontology annotation, molecular function: ATP binding; actin filament binding; microfilament motor activity. Gene Ontology annotation, cellular component: cytoplasm; myosin filament; myosin II complex. Lineage: Eukaryota; Metazoa; Nematoda; Chromadorea; Rhabditida; Ancylostomatidae.
AUGACCUCGGACUUGGAACGGAAUGGUGAUGAACUGGACAUUCUUAAAGUUACGAAAGAAGGGCUGAGCAGCCGGAUCAAGGCAGCGCAAGCCAACGGCAGAACUCUGGUGUGGGUACCACAUGAAAAAGAUGGCUUUGUACUGGCGUUUAUCAUUAAUGAGCCCGACAGCGAAGGCUGUGUCGAAGUCGAGUUGCUCGAUUCACAUGAAAGGCACCGAGUCAGUCGCGACGACUAUCAAAAGGUGAAUCCACCCAGGUUCGACAAGUGUGAAGAUAUGUCAAGUAUGUCAUGUUUGAACGAAGCUUCGGUUUUGCACAACCUGAAGCAGCGCUACUAUUCCAACCUUAUAUACACUUACUCUGGUCUUUUCUGUGUCGUAGUAAAUCCAUACAAACGUCUUCCAAUAUACACUGAGUCAAUCGCGGAACAGUACAAGGGUAGGAAAAGAAAAGAAAUGCCUCCGCACAUCUUUGCAGUAACCGACGAAGCGUAUCGUAACAUGCUACAAGACAGAGAAGAUCAAUCUAUUUUGUGCACUGGUGAAUCCGGUGCUGGAAAAACAGAAAAUACGAAGAAGGUAAUCCAGUAUCUUGCGUACAUAGCAGGAACGCGUCUUCACAAGCACUUUGGAAACCAUGGCUCUGAUUCUCCAAGUCCCCGUUUUGUUGGACGCCUAGAGGAGCAGUUACUACAGGCAAAUCCUAUUCUGGAGGCGUUUGGAAACAGCAAAACGAUCAAAAAUGAUAAUUCAUCACGCUUUGGCAAAUUCAUCAGAAUUCAUUUUGACGCAUCUGGUUGUAUUUCUGGUGCAAAUAUAGAGUUUUAUCUUCUGGAGAAGUCAAGAAUUCUGCGGCAAUCGACUAUGGAAAGAUGUUUUCACAUUUUCUACCAACUUCUGCAUGGCGCUAGUCCCGCUUUGCAUGAUGAGUUGCUACUGGAGGCGAAUGUCGAUAAGUAUCACUUUUUCUCCAAUGGCGAUAUAACUAUACCAGGAGUUGACGAUGCAAACGAAUACGAGGAAACUAUGCGUGCUAUGAACAUAGUUGGUUUCCAGGAUUCUGAAAUCCAAGCGAUUCUUCGUAUCGUUUCGGCAGUAAUGCUAUUUGGAAAUCUACAGUUCUCACAAGAAAGUAAAAACUCCGACCAAGCGGUUCUUCUGAACGAUGGCGUGGCACUUAAGAUCUGUAACCUUCUCGGGCUUAACCUUGGAGAAAUUAUGAAAGCAUUUCUCAAGCCCAAAAUCAAGGUGGGACGCGAAUACGUGCAUCGCAGCCAGAAUGAAGAACAAGCGAAAUUUUCAGUUGAGGCUAUCUCGAAAGCGAGUUAUGAGAGGUUAUUCAGAUGGCUGGUGCAGCGUUUGAACAAAUCCUUAGAUAGAACUCGGCAGCAUGCUAUUUCAUUUGUGGGGAUCCUUGACAUCGCCGGAUUCGAAAUAUUCGAGAUGAAUUCUUUUGAACAGUUGUGCAUAAACUACACUAAUGAGAAGCUGCAGCAGCUGUUCAAUAAUACGAUGUUUGAAAAGGAACAACAAGAAUAUCUAAACGAGGGGCUCGAAUGGGAUAUGAUCGACUUUGGUCUCAAUUUGAAGCCAACUAUUGACCUGAUUGAAAAGCCGAUGGGUGUCUUGUCUACGUUGGACGAUAUCUGUCUAUUUCCACAAGGAAACGAUUCAGGAUUCGUAGGAAGACUGACCGCGCAACACCAAAAUCACCCUAAAUAUAUUGUGCCUGAAAUGAGAUCGAAGAGCGAUUUCGCUAUUGUGCACUAUGCAGGACGUGUCGAUUACCAGGCGAAAGGAUGGCGUGUCAAAAACAUGGAUCCUCUGAAUGAGAACGUUGUUGAGCUGCUACAGCUCAGCAAAGAUCUUCUCGUUUGUGAGAUCUGGAAGGACGUGAGCGACAUGUGUUGUAUGGGAGCAACAGAAGUUGGCGAAGCUGCAACACUUUUUGGCGCUCGCGUCAAAAAAGGAAUGUUCCGCACUGUAUCUCAGAUGCAUAAAGAGCAACUGUCACGUUUAAUGACAACCUUGAAUAAUACAGCGCCACAUUUUGUGCGAUGCAUUAUCCCUAAUCAUGAGAAGAAGCAUGGUGUUUUGAAUGCUCAUCUUGUGUUGGAUCAGCUAAGAUGCAAUGGCGUUCUCGAAGGAAUCCGAAUCUGCCGUCAAGGUUUCCCGAAUCGAAUCACAUUCCAAGAAUUCCGGCAAAGAUAUGAGAAAGUUCUUGCUCCACAUGCAAUACCUCAGGGUUUUAUGGACGGACGGGAAGCAGUUCGCCGAAUCCUUGAAGCUAUUGAUGUGCAGCCUUCACUUUAUCGCAUCGGUCAAUCCAAAGUGUUUUUCCGUACGGGUGUCAUUGCCGGACUGGAGGAAGAUCGUGACGAGAAACUUGCUUUUCUUAUUGUCCAAUUUCAGGCGCUUUGCCGUGGCCAGUUGGCUCGUCGUAACUUCAAUCAACGGCGCGAACAAGCUGCUGCGAUUCGGAUUUUGCAACGCAAUGGGCGUGCCUGGAUGCGACUGCGCGAAUGGCAGUGGUGGAGACUAUUCACAAAGUUGUUUUAUGUGAAACCGCUGCUUGAAAUUACCAACAAAGACAUGGUGAUCGCCGAAAAAGAGCAAGAACUGAAAUCAACUUCAGAAAAGCUUAGAAGAAGUGAGAUCUUUAUCAAUGAUAUGUCUCGAACAAUCGAAAAGUUUGGGGAGGAACGGAAUCGCCUCCAAGAGAAGCUAGACUUGGAAAGUAUGGAGCGAGCAGAGGCGGAUGAAGCCCGUCAGCGUAUAGCUGCUCGUAAGGUUGAGCUGGAAGCAGCCUUGGACCAAAUGGAGAAGCAACUGCACGUCGAAGAGCAGCGUCGCGAGGCAGCUGAACGCGACAGAAAGAAGUUUUCGGAGAAUGUUCAUGACCUGGAGCUUCAACUAGAAGAAGAAGAACGCACACGUCAAAGCCUACACCUUGAGAAAGUUGAAGUGGAGAAGAAAUUGCGCGAUCUAGAAACGCGUGUCGUGGAACAUGAGGAAAAUGCUGCUCGUCUUGGAAAAGAAAAACGAGUGUUGGAGGAGCGAAUGAAAGACUUAUCAGCACGGCUCAUAGACGAAGAGGAAAAGGCUAAGUCACUGUUGAAGUUAAAGAACAAAGCAGAUAUUGCUUUAGUGGACUUACAAGAAGAAUUAGAAAAGGAAAGGCAGGCUCGUAGCGAUGCUGAAGCUGCAAAAAGAUCAGCUGAUACUGAUCUAAGGGAAGAAAGAGAUCUAGCAGCGGAGCGCCUUCGGAAGAUCGAAGAAUUUGCUCAGAUAAUCAGUCGCAAAGACUCCGAGUUAACACAAGUCAGACUUAAUUACGAUGAAGAGAUUGCGUUGAAACAACAAUUGGAGAGGUCUUUGCGAGAUCUGCAGUCCCAGUUAGAUGAAACUGUUGAGGAUCUUAAACAAGAGCAGUCGCUAAGAGCCAAGGCUGAAAAGGCCCGGCGAGAUUUGAGUGAAGAAGUGGAAAGCUAUAAAUUGGAGUUAGAAGAAACUCAAGAUAAGACCGCUUCUCAUCAUGCUAUGCGAACAAAACGUGAAGAAGAGUAUACCCUGUUGCAGAACCAACUGUCUGAAAGCAUUCGUGAGGCCGAUGAGAGAUACGAAGCAUUGCGUACUAAGUACCAGAAGCAAGUGGAAGAUCUAAGCGAGGAAAUGGAUCAACUGAAAAGGUCGAAAGCAGCGUCUGAGAAGGCGAAAGCUCAGCUCGAAAGUGAGUUAGUCAGCGCCCAAGCUGAACUCAGCAAUGCUCUAUCACUUCGCUCCGAAAAUGAGCGAAGAAGAAAGAUGGCAGAGAACCAGCUCACGGAUCAAGCAAACCGAUUGCAACAGUAUUGCGAAGAGAAUGAACAACUAGUUGCUAAAGUAGCAAAGCUUUCAAGUGAGCUUGAAGCCGCAACGAAGGCUCGUGAGUCUGAUGUGGAAAGAAAUGGGAACUUAUUGAAGAAAAUUGCUAAUCUUGACAUGAUGAUAGCUGAAAUGACAGAGGCAGCAGAGGAAUCAGACAGAAACCGUUCGAAUCUUACUGCAAAACUUCGAAAGACAGAGGAUGAACUCGCUGAAGUGCUCGACGCUCAGGAGGAUCUGAAGCAGGCUGCAGAAAAGGCGGAUAAGGAGGUAACAUCUCUGAAGUCUCAACUUGCCGAAACGCGCAAACGAUUUGACGAGGAGCUGGAACAACACGUCGGUGAUUUGCAACGAAAGGCAGCACGAGAUCUAGCUGAAGCUUUGAGUCGAGUCGAGGAAGCGGAUGCUGCUCGUGAAAAAGCUGAGCGUGCCAAGUUGAAGGCUCAGCAAGAGGCGGAUGAUGCAGCACGCGAGGUUGUAGAAACGACCUCCUUAUUAAGAGAAUGUGAACGUAAACAACGGAAGUUCGAUCAACAGCUUGCUGAAGAAAAAGCAAGCACAACUAAAGCAAUUAGCGAGAGGGAUACUGCCCAGCAACAGGUAAGAGACGCAGAAACUCGAUACCUUAAUGCAGUCAAGGAAACUAAGGAUCUUCAUGAUCAAAUCGAAGUUAUGGAGAAAGAACGCCGCAUGCUGCGGCUGGAAGUGGAUAACUUGGCGUCCACAAAGGAUGACGCUGGAAAAAGCGUUUUUGAAUUGGAAAAGGCAAAGAAACGUCUUGAGGAAGAACUGGCAGAAGCUAAGGACCAGAUUAUUGAACUGGAAGACGCGCUACAGAUAGCUGACGAUGCAAAGACCAGAGGAGAAGUCAUGCUACAAGCAGCUAAACAAGAUUUGGAGAGGCAACUGUUACAAAGAGGUGAAGAGGAGGAAGAUCAAAGGCGGUCCUUGAAUAAGAGAUUACGUGAACUUGAAGAAGAGAUAGGCAUGGAGCAGCGCCUUCGAUCUCAAGCUGUUCAGGCGAAGAAAAAGCUAGACGCUCAGUUACAAACGUUGCAAGAAGAUGUGGAACGUCUUGCUAAACAAAAUGAAGAAGCAAAUCGUCAAAUACGACGUGCUAAUUUGAGUGCCAAAGAAGCUGAGACGGAAGGAGCCGAAGCUCGAGCUGCUAUGGAUGAGGCGCUAUGUAAAGCUAGGGAUGCUGAAAAAAGACUACGAACUCUUGAAGCGGAACUUUCGCGACUAUCUGGGGAUUUAUCAACAAUCCAAACCGCACGAAGAAAAGCAGAAGCGGAGCGAGAUGAUCUUGCUGAAGAGAUAUCCAAUAUCCGCCAAGGUGGCCUUAUUGGACAAGAUGAGAAAAAGAGGUUUGAAAAACGCAUAAUGGAUUUGCAAGAAAUGCUCGAAGAAGAGCAGACUAGUAAUGAGUUAGUAAACGAGAAGCUUAAGAAAGCUCAAGCGCAGGUGGAACAACUAACGUCUGAACUUACAAUGGAGAGAUCGCUGUGUGAGCGCGCAGAUGCUGAUAAAGUCACACUAGAGCGUGCAUUGCGAGAUGUUAAAACGCAAUUGCAAGAUGCAGAAGCAAGUGCAGCUGCUCGUGUACGCACCCAACUUGCCACAGCUGAAGCCAAAACGCAAAUGCUAGAGCAACAGUUGCAGAAUGAAGAACAAGAGAAAAAUCGACUCGGUCGCCAGCUCCGGCGACUUGAGUCUCGAUUGAUGGAAAUGAAUGUACAGUUUGAAGAGGAAAAACGACAAACUGAGCAACACCGUGAAUCAUCUGAACGAGCGAACUGUCGUUACAAAUCGGAACGGCGUCGUGCCUGUGACCUGGAAGAAGAGCUGAAUAGUGCUAAUUCGAAAUGCCGUGAAUUGUCAAGACAGUUGCUGGAUGCAAAUGAAGCUAACGAUACUCUCACCAGAGAAGUAAACGCUCUACGAGCUCGUGUUGCGAUUGCUGGUGAUCGUCGUAUGAUUAGCUCGUCGCGUGAUAUGAGAAGAUUUGGCAGCAACAAUUCUCUAACGAGAGGUGACGACUUUGCUCCUAGCCUAGCACGUGGAUCGAGUUCGGUUGGUGGCAGUGAGGUCGGAGAAGCACGUCCGUCGUCGCGGACCACACCUGGCGGUUCGACUUAUGGUCCAAGUGAAGAUGGAGACUCCGUGAAAACAUAA